CACGAUCAACGAAAAGCCAGUAAUAUACAUAACUUGUAUAAAGCGUUCGCGGGAAGGCGAAGCUGUUUCAACCUUUAAAGCCGGGUAAACUUCAUGGAAAAUUAUUCGGUAGAGAAAGUCUGCGGAUGGCUAAAAAAAAAUGGAUUCGGAGAAUACGUUGACGCGUUCGAACAGCAUAGAAUAGAAGGACGACAUUUAGCGCGGUUGUCACAUCCAUUACUAGAAGAGCUUGGGAUUACUGAUGGUGAGAAACGUCAAGAAUUUUUGAAAGAACGAAAUAGGUUACGAGAUGCCCCUAAACCUUGCAUAUUACGAUUUAUUGCUUGCAAUGGACAAACUCGGGCGGUUCAGUCUUUCGGGAAUUAUCGGGAAACGCUGAAUCUGGCUUUACGAAAGUUCUCCUUACCAGAUGAAGCCAAAUAUGUUAUCUGUGUUACACAGAGUAGUCAGGUUAGGCCCAUAACUGAAGAAGCCUUUCAAGAGAUAUACCAUAAUUCUUCUUCUCCAGAAAGAGAAAGACUCAUCAUUGUUUCGGAAACCAAGACUUGUCCUUCUUUCGAAGAUCUUCGUAAAUCCUGGGAAAUAGAGUCCUCUCAGUCAUUGCCAAAUAGCUCUAGUAGCCCACAAAAGUUUUCUUCUUUAUUAUCUGAAAACAUACAGAAAACUCUGUUUCCUUCUGAUAGAACAAAUGCUUCUUGUUUAUCCAUUCAAAGACCUCCAAGUGAACUUAUUAGUUCGCGAAUUUCCCACUUUUUCCCCGAGCACCAGCCAAAGUUAUUAGAAAAAACUCUGUACAAUUCUUUUGUAGGAAAUCAACAGAUUCAUCCACCUCGUGAAAGUACAUUUGGAAAGGAAAUUCUCCCAAAGUCGAGAAGUCUGCGGCGCCAACAUUUAGAGUUUCUAAAAUCGAUGUCUUCAUUGAAAAUCAAUACGUUAGAAGAAUCGAAAGAUGCUAAUAAAGUUAUGCCAACUCCCAUGUUGGACGUCGAAAGCAAAGCAAAACUUGGUGCUGCUUUAAAAACGUCUCCUAUACAAAAUUCUUCAUUUUCAAAGAAAAUUGCUGAACGACAUGGAGUGGCCAAUAUUCAAACAUCAUCUCUACGAAACAUUCCGCUUCCUUCAGCGUCACCAAUCCCUUCUCCAACGUUUGUAGAACAUAUAACCCCUGCGUCGCCAACUCCGACCACCACAAGUGAAGACACCAAUCCAGCUGACGAAGAAGUGGAAGAACCAGUCAGAUGGAUUCGCGGAGCGUUGAUCGGAUCUGGUUCCUUCGGACAAGUUUAUCUCGGUAUGAAUGCCUCUAGUGGAGAGUUAAUGGCCGUUAAGCAAAUUAGCCUAGGUGAUUUUAAAAAAUCUAAAGAGCUUCAUUCCAGUCUUUUUAAUUCUCUUGUUGGUGAAAUCAAUUUACUGCAAGAGUUGGCUCACGAACAUAUCGUCCAAUAUCUUGGGUCAAAUUUAACAUCGGAAUAUCUGAAUAUUUUCUUGGAAUAUGUUCCAGGUGGCUCUGUCACCGGUCUACUUGAGAUGUACGGAAGUUUUGAGGCCCCCCUUGUAAGAAAUUUUAUAAAGCAAACUUUAGAAGGGUUGCAAUAUCUUCAUUCCAAAGGUAUCGUGCAUAGAGAUAUUAAAGGUGCUAAUAUUUUGGUUGAUAACAAAGGCAAAAUUAAAAUUUCUGAUUUUGGAAUUUCUAAAAAGUUGGAGCUAGAAAAUCCCGAUGAUAAGAACGUAUCUUCUCGUCAAUCUUUACAAGGUUCCUCUUUUUGGAUGGCUCCGGAAGUGGUUAAACAAACUGAACAUACGGAAAAGACUGAUAUAUGGUCGCUGGGUUGUUUAGUAAUCGAGAUGCUUACCAGCAAGCAUCCGUAUCCUACGUGUGAUCAAAUGCAAGCGAUUUUUAAAAUAGGACAAAACAUUCCUCCUGAAUAUCCUCCUGAUGUGGCACCUUCUGUCCAUGAUUUUUUAAAUAAAACGUUCGCCAUUGAUUGUAAUGAAAGACCAACCGCUUCGGAAUUGCUGCAACAUCCUUUUAUUACAAAGUGAAUGUAAGGAUUUGGUUUUUUUUUACGUUUCGGAAGCAAAUAAUUUUACGAUUUUUACGAUGCAUGUUGACGUUGGUUAAUUUCUUGUAUAUAUUUUUUUUGAAUUGUCGCUCUUUAAUAUUUUGAUUUCCUUUUCUUUUAAUUAUACCAAAAUUAUUUAAUAAUUAAUUUCUUUCUUCUUUACUA
Messenger RNA from Schizosaccharomyces octosporus yFS286, 2228 nucleotides. Its product is annotated as STE/STE11 protein kinase Byr2. The coding region runs from base 94 to 2043 and encodes 649 amino acids. Gene Ontology annotation, biological process: protein phosphorylation. Gene Ontology annotation, molecular function: protein kinase activity; protein binding; ATP binding. The record is from RefSeq and is a predicted model, not a curated record. Lineage: Eukaryota; Fungi; Ascomycota; Schizosaccharomycetes; Schizosaccharomycetales; Schizosaccharomycetaceae. The transcript has a single exon.